GUGGAAGGAUUUGAAGAUCAUUACAGCCUUGUGCCGAGAAGAUUCAGCAAAAGGAAUGGGCCUGAUAAAUCCACCAGACAAAAGAUUGAGGAACAUCCUCUGGUUUUGUGGGCAGAGGAGCAGAUUGCCAAGGAACGUACUAAACGCUAUCCGGCAAGAGGUGAGAGGGAAUUUUCUUACCGCAAGAUUGGUAACACAGCACCUGACAAAUCAGAUGGCUCUGAUGACAUCUGGGUGAGCGAGAUGGAAGAACGGCAUGCAUCUCAUCAAUUUUAUGGAGAUCGCCAGUCACGUGGGAUAUUUUCGUAUUUUUUGAGUCGUUACUGGCAUGUCUUCAAUGACAGUCUUUGGAAAAAUCAGUGGUAUUUGCAAGACUACAGAACUAGCGGCGAUGUGCCCGUACUAGACCUGAACGUAGUUCCCUGCUACGAGGAAGGCGUGACUGGCAAAGGGGUAAAGAUCGCCAUCUUGGAUGACGGACUUGAGUGGGACCAUCCCGACCUGAGUGAGAACUACGACCCGAGCAUCAGCAUUGACCUGAUAGAAGGAGACAGAGAUCCAAAACCGCGUUACGCGGCCAAUGCUGACAAUUCACAUGGCACGCGGUGCGCCGGGGAAAUCGCAAUGGUUGCAAACAACAGCUUCUGUGGAGUGGGCGUGGCUUUCAAUGCUCGAGUCGGAGGUAUAAAACUAUUGGACGGCCCCACGACCGAUUUGGUAGAAGGGAAGGCGUUGAUAUAUGCAUUGGACCAGGUGGACAUCUAUAGCAGCUCAUGGGGUCCUCCAGACAACGGCAGAGUAGUGGAGGCACCGGGUCGAGUCGCCUCCAAGGCAUUCGAGAUUGGUAGCAGCAAAGGACGCGAGGGUCGCGGCGCGAUCUACGUGUUCGCAGCGGGCAACGGGAAGUCGCUGGGCGACAGCUGUGCGGCAGACGGCUACAUCAACAGUGUGUACACGAUCGCUGUCGCAAGUGCGACCCAGUCGGGCCAGCCGCCCUACUAUGGCGAACGGUGUGCGGCUAUAAUCACUACGGCAUACUCGUCAGGAAAUCGCAACGAGGAACGCAUU
Nilaparvata lugens (brown planthopper) is the source of this 1068-nucleotide messenger RNA. RefSeq names its product neuroendocrine convertase 1-like. Gene Ontology annotation, cellular component: trans-Golgi network; Golgi membrane. Gene Ontology annotation, biological process: protein processing. Gene Ontology annotation, molecular function: serine-type endopeptidase activity. Lineage: Eukaryota; Metazoa; Arthropoda; Insecta; Hemiptera; Delphacidae. The record is from RefSeq and is a predicted model, not a curated record.